Closterium sp. NIES-65 is the source of this 1716-nucleotide messenger RNA. Lineage: Eukaryota; Viridiplantae; Streptophyta; Zygnematophyceae; Desmidiales; Closteriaceae. The record is from the annotation of a GenBank genome assembly.
AUGGCAGGUUACGUGACUCUCCGCGGUUCGGACGAUCCGCAAGAUGAGGGACUGCUGGGCGGCACCAGCAGCCACGCGGGCGAAGACUGGAAGGCCCGUCUCGCCACGAUGGGGAAGAAAAUGGGGGAAUCGAUGAACGCCGUCGGCGGGAAAUUGACGGAAUCAAUGACGGAAAUCGGCGACAAGAUGAAAAACAUCUUCCACACCCCGACGCUCGCGGAGCGCCUGGUCGAAGAAGCGACGGACGAGAUCUUAAUCUCCCCUGACUGGGGACGAAAUCUCCUAAUCUGCGACCUCGUAAACUCGGGAAAGCUCCCGGGAGGUGAGACGGUGCGCGCGAUUAAGAAGCAGCUCGGGUCGCGAAACUCGCACGUGCAGAUGCUGGCGCUCGCGCUGCUGGAGAUGGCCGUUAAGAACUGCUCGUCGCUCUUCUCCGACGUGGCGAACGAGCGCGUGCUGGACGACAUGGUGCGCGUCGCGGACGAGCCGCACAGCGCGGCGCAGCUGCGCGAGAAGGUGCUCAAGAUGAUCGAGGCGUGGGGCGAGUCCACGGAGGAGUUACGAGCCUCAAGAUGCGCGGAGUGGUCUUUCCGCCCCGCGACGCCGAGUCCCUCGCACCCAUCUUCUCGCCGCCCGCCAGUGUGCAUCCCUCAUUUAACAUAUUUAACUUCCCUCACUGUCUCGCUCCCGCUGCACCACCUGUACCUCUCAGAGCCUCAAAAUGCGUGGAGUGGUGUUUCCUCCUCGCGACGCCGAGUCCCUCGCACCCAUCUUCACGCCGCCCGCCAGUGUGCCGCCCUCAUUCAACCCCUUUACUUUCUCUCACUCCCUCGCUCCCGCUUCACCUUCUAUAUUUCUCAGAGCCUUAAGAUGCGCGGGGUUGUCUUCCCCCCCCGCGACGCCGAGUCCCUCGCGCCCAUCUUCACGCCGCCCGCCAGCGUGCCGCCCGCCGCCGUGCAAGCCGCCCACGCGCUGCUGGAGUCGGUGGAGGGGCAGAUGGCCAAUGAGGUGGCGCCACCUGGCGUGUCGAUGGUCCCGCGGCCCGAGGGUGGUCACAUGGUGGUGUUUGACAGCAAGGAGAUCUUUGAGAUCUCGAGGAAUAGCGUUGAGCUGCUGGGGACUGUGCUGUCGUCCGCUCCUCCUGAACAAGUGCUUACUGACGAGGUGGUUCCUGCACUGGCAGCGCAGUGCCGGGCGGCCAAGAGCAGCCUGCUGCGGUUGAUCGAGCACGAGAACAGCAACUCAGAGGCACCCAGCGAGACGCUCCUGUUCGAGGCGCUCAGCCUAAACGACGACAUCGACAAAGUACUGGAGAAGCUAGCUGAGCUCCGCAAACAGGCCUCCGCUGCUGCUGGAGGAGCGGGAGCAGGAGCAGGGGCUGGGGUAGGAGAUGCAGCAGCAGCGGCGGCAGCAGAGCAACCAGCAGGUGCGGCUGCGACGGCUGUGCCGCCAGUUGUACCUCCCCCAGCUGCUGCCUUCCUGACGAUGGAUGAGGAGGAGGAGGGUGGGGCUGGAGGGCUGGUGAGGAACCGGGGAGGGGGGGAUAGGAGAGCAGGGAUGAGUGAGGAGGAGAGGGAAUUGGCUGAGCUCGAUGAAAUGGUGUUUGGAAGGAAGGAGGGAGCAGGGACAGGGGGUGCUGGUGGUGCUGGAGCUGCAGGGGAGAGCACGCAGAGUGGGGCGGGCAAGAAAGAAGAGGACGAUUUGAUUGUGUUUUAA